AUGGAUCCCCCCACUGCAACUUCCGCCGCAGGCACCAUUCACCACCCUGGUACAGACAUGAGUUCUCCAUGGAAACCUCAAAGCAUAUCCUUCUUCGAACUCCCCACGGAGGUCAGAUUUCUGAUCUACAGUUUCCUAACAGCCCCCGACAAGGAGCUGUACGAAUUCAUGGUAGUCCCGCCUAUUAAAGACCCAGGCAGCCUGAAGCACGACUACCUGAAAGAACAGCUGGAUGGGCUGAAGAAGCUGGGAAGAAUUUGCCAGGCUAUUCGUCAUGAAGUCUACAACGAAUUCUUCCACCACACGCAGAUCUACCUGCGUCACGAGCCCUGGGAAAAUCUGGAUGGCGCCUAUUAUUCGGAUGAGUACCAGCAGGGCCUCGACGUGCUCAUCAAGAACCCGAUUCUUGCCACGCAUACCAAGCACGUCUACUGGGCUUUGAUGCUUGACAAAGAUGAGGAGGAUAUCGACAAUUGGAAGCACCGAGGCAUUCGCCUGUACGAUUCGGAGUACGAGGUGCGCCUGACCAAGAAGGACGUGCCUUGGCCGUGGGAGUCAUAUACCUUUGUCAUGGACAUGCCAAAUCUGACGACCCUCCAUAUCGACGUGGAGUGCUACAAGGACUGGCGGGACUUGCAACAAAUGCAGUCUCGAUGCAUGGCUGCGCUUUGGGAAUGGCCUACGAUGAAGAAGCUUACUCUUCGCCUCAGAUUCAAGACAGCCAAAGGCAUUGUGAGGAAAGCAUUCCGUUCGCGGUGGGUAAAGCAAGGACGCCCAAAGGAGCGGUUGACGAGGAACAUCUUGAACCAUCUCCUGACACUGCCCGAGGUAUGUUUUCUUCUCCUGACUAUCACAGUCUUGGCCCCAUACCCCCCCUCCACCUUUACUCCUUGA
Messenger RNA from Sordaria macrospora k-hell, 894 nucleotides. RefSeq lists its product as uncharacterized. The record is from RefSeq and is a predicted model, not a curated record. Lineage: Eukaryota; Fungi; Ascomycota; Sordariomycetes; Sordariales; Sordariaceae.